Messenger RNA from Penicillium canariense, 2322 nucleotides. RefSeq names its product LIM domain protein. The record is from RefSeq and is a predicted model, not a curated record. The transcript is spliced from 3 exons. Bases 1 to 2322 code for a protein of 773 amino acids. Gene Ontology annotation, molecular function: transcription coregulator activity. Gene Ontology annotation, cellular component: nucleus; Z disc. Lineage: Eukaryota; Fungi; Ascomycota; Eurotiomycetes; Eurotiales; Aspergillaceae.
AUGAUGCACAAACAUACCAAACCCAUCGGCCAGCGCAAGGUCUCGCCGCCACGCCCAAGCUAUAUGAACAACGACCAGAUGGCAAGUUACUUGAAAGACCUCCGAACAAACCGUCCUGCUCGUCCAACGGGGUCACGGCCCUUCCCCGGCAAAGCAGCAGCGUCGUCGCCCGAUCUCGAGGAGGGCCUUCCUCCCCGCUCAGCCUCUGCCUUCUCCAUGUAUCGAACCUCUGGCAGUCCUCCCCAAGAUGAGCCUCGCUGUGGAAGCGCCAUGUCCCACCGUCGCACAAUCUCCCAUGCCCCCGAAGGUGGCCCGACCGGCCGCCCGCUAGCCCAGGAGCCGCGGUCAGUCUCAGUGCGUAAAAACGUGUUUCCCUCGCAGGUCUUUUCACGCCCCGUCGCCGCGUCGCCGGCUCCCUCUUAUCGGUCUUAUCGGGAAGAUAAACAUCGUCACCAGGAGAAGGAGGAGGCACGGGAACUGCGCGACGCACUGCAGGGACUGGACGUGGAGGAUGAUGUUCGACUUCACCAGGCAGCUCAGGAUGAGGCCACAGAGUUGGUGUGGAUGCAUCAGAACCCCGGCAUGGCUUAUAAGAACCCCUAUGCGCCUUAUCAUAACCCGGAUUGCGGUGAUACGGACCCCUCAAUUCGAAGUCAACCCAGGAAGAGCUCUGAAUCUGGCUCUUCGUCAAUCAAACACCGCCAUUCAAGUACCUCGAGUGCUUCCUCGAGUGGCCCCUCAAGUCCCGAGUUCGCAGAUGUCACGUUGAAUUCAUCUGCGCGCAGACGGUCCUCCCUCGCUGGAAAGCUGAAGAAGAACCUCAAAGUCAACUUCGCACUGCCUGAUGAAGAGAAGCCUACGCCCAAGCCUCGGACAGUUAGCGGCGAUUCCUCCAAAGGAGUCUUUAGGAACCCUGAAGACCAUAUCUACGAAGAGCCCGAGGCAGCCGAGCCCCAAUCCGACUUCCCCAAACUCGACUGUUCGGGCCUGCGCAACAAGCCGCGCAACGCCCUCCCGCGCCUUGGCAAACCGCUUCCCUGGCUGCAGGAUCGAAGCACUAAUGGUUCCGUGCGCGACAAGAUCUCUCAGUUCGAUAUCCACAAGUACCCGCCUAGCCAGUCCCGCAACCCAGGUUAUACGAAGAAUGAGCCACUUCCACCACCACCUCCUCCUAGCAAAGAUGAAGGACCCGUCCCCAUGAAGGAUGGCAAGGAGAUUCGCGGCGACGAUAUCCGUCAUGCCACGAGCAAGAAACUCAAGGACCGCAGCGAGAACCUGCCCAUGCCUUCGGCUGUCAGCAACCGCAUGGGGCGACCCAUCGUGAGCUUCGACCCGAAAUGGCAACCGAGCGACCAACCCAAGCCUCAGUCCCAGCCUCAUCCCCAGCCGUCAGUGGCGAGUCCUCCAGUGCCUAGUAUCACGGUGGCUCCUAGUGUUGAGGUCUCCAAGCCAGAUCCUCCUUCCAUCCCGGUGAUCAAUGUCCCCGACAUCAAGGAGCCGACUAUUUCGGAAAUGAAUGAGCCUCCCCAUCCGCAAAGCAUGCUUGCCAGGCAGAUGCCGCAGCCCCAAAGCAACCGGACCCAACCGAUGGCUACGAGAAGACAGCCGUCGGAGCUACAGGACCGUUGGUACACCCCGUACUCUCGGUCUGGCGUCCCAACUGCACGCUGCGAGUCCUGCUCUCUGUCUAUUUCCGGUAAGAUUGUUACUGCUGGAGGAUCCCGAUUCCACCCAGAGUGCUUCAUCUGCUUUCAUUGCCACACGGCGCUGGAGUGUGUGGCUUUCUAUGAAGAGCCCGAAGCUAGUCGGGCCGAGAGGCUUGCGCACAACCCGGAUGAAGAGGCACGCAUACCCCGCUUCUACUGCCACCUGGAUUUCCAUGAGCUCUACAGCCCCCGCUGCAAGAGCUGCAAGACACCCAUUGAGGGCGAAGUGGUUGUUGCCUGCGGCGCAGAAUGGCACGUCGGCCACUUUUUCUGCGCCGAGUGCGGUGAUCCCUUCAGCUCGACCACUCCCUUCGUUGAGAAGGACGGCUUCGCAUGGUGCCUCCAAUGCCACUCCCGGCGCACCGCGCCCCGUUGUCUUGGAUGCAAGCAGCACGUUCUGGAUGACAUGGUCAUUACUGCCAUCGGCGGGCAAUGGCACGAGCGCUGCUUUGUCUGCCACGAGUGUGGCGACGGAUUCGGGGCCGAGGGUCGAUUCUUUGUCCGUGAGGGCGAGCCGAAGCGUACGGCCAAGGGUCGUAUCAUUGGCGGGCCGGUGCAGCUGGCUAUCUGUGAACGGUGCGAGGGUAUCCGUCUGAAGGCGCCUGGAAUGUGUUGA